AUGGACUCUUACUUGUCAGAUCCCAUAGCUGAGUUAUUGACUACAUACAUCGAACUCAAUCCAUCCACGGUAACCGUCUUGGAUGAGGCGCCUUCAGCCCUUGAGUUUAUGCGCUUUGUCUCCUUGAACCGGCCCUUCGUCGUCCGAGGAUUCGCUUUAGAUCCAUGGGAGGAGUCUCAGCCGUUUCCUGAAUUUGUUGAUUUCGUCUCACAGCAAGAAUUGCGCGGGAGGAAAGGAGAAGAGGUUCGCUACGCUCAAACACCUACGUCUUGGACAAAAAGAACCGCAGGCCUCAAUGAAACACCAGGCCAGCGUCUAAGCUUGCAGGACCAUUUAAUGGUUAACUUGAACUGCGACGCUGAAAGAAUGAUAACCUUCGCAAUGAAUACUCGUCGCUGUUUACUGAUGUGGAGAAAGACAUAUCUUUCGCCAGGCAACUCGCACUCCGUAACUUCCCUUCACAAAGACCCUUACCAGAACAUCUACGUCCAGAUUAUUGGACAAAAACAUUUCACUUUGCUUCCCCCCAUCUUCCACUCCUGCAUCAACGAAGUGUCCCUUGCCUCCAGCUCUUACAUCCGCUCUAAUUCUGAUACUUCUAUCCUCACUAUGGAGCCAGACUCGCCCCCCACAGAAUUACCCAUUGCAACCUGGGAUCCAGAUGUUCCAUCUAAAAACCCGACAAAAUACUCAUUUCUAGCACAGCCAAUCCAUGUGACCCUGGAAAAGGGAGAUAUGUUAUAUCUACCCGCACUCUGGUAUCACAAGGUAGGGCAGAGCUGUGGAGACGAGGGAAUUUGUGUUGCUGCUAAUUAUUGUUUCGCGCAAGACCUAUCUACCGAGAAAUGGAUAGACUAUAGUGACCAACGGAAAAAUUGA
Messenger RNA from Sclerotinia sclerotiorum 1980 UF-70, 879 nucleotides. RefSeq lists its product as hypothetical. The record is from RefSeq and is a predicted model, not a curated record. The transcript is spliced from 6 exons. The coding region runs from base 1 to 879 and encodes 292 amino acids. Lineage: Eukaryota; Fungi; Ascomycota; Leotiomycetes; Helotiales; Sclerotiniaceae. Gene Ontology annotation, molecular function: 2-oxoglutarate-dependent dioxygenase activity.